CCGAGGUUUUUAGGAGUAGUCUUAAGGAGGCUAAUUGUUGGUGUGCUGACGAAGUAAGAUGACCCAGGAAACAUAGGUGAUCCAGCUCCCUUUAGCAACGUUCCACAAUGCUAAGCUUCCUCAAAUCCUCCUCGCUGUUAUGAAAGAUCCUCACUAGAAUCCAGCAUGUCGAAUUUUUCCUCGAGAAAAAAGUCUCCUACUGGAAAUGAUAUGAAGAGCACCCAGGGGGCCGCCCUGAGACAGCAGGGUUUUCAUGAUGUGAACAGAAGAAGGGCUUUCUUACAGGAUAACAGCUGGAUAAAGAGGCGCCCUGAGGAGGAAAAAGAUGAAAAUUAUGGCAGAGUGGUGCUCAACCGGCAUAACUCCCAUGAUGCCUUGGACAGGAAAAUAACUGAGAGAAAUGAACCAAAAGCCACGAUUAGCCGGUACAGAUCUGAUGACACGCUGGACAGAACACUGUCCACGUUUAAGACACCAGAGGCAACCAAGACGCCAGCUGUGAGCUCUUCUAAUGCAAACACUACCACCAUGGCGACCACACCUGCCACCACCCCUGGGAAGAAAAAGAGACAGUCCUGGUUCCCACCACCCCCUCCUGGUCACAAUGCCUCUCCAAGUACCGGAGCAAGCAGAAGGGAUCCAGCUGUUCACCCUCCAAUACCUCCAAAACCCUGUUCUCCCAUCGCUUCUCCUAAACAACUGAGACGGAAUAACAGGCAGAUACAUGCAGCUACAGCAGGUGCAAAUGGAGAAGCCAAUAGGCAUGCUGAAAGAAAUACAAGGACUGAGGAUCUCGAUGACAUCGUCAGCGUGGCUGCUUCACUUCAGAAAACUGACAAGGGUGAAGAACUGGACAAUCUCAUCAGAAUGAACAAAAGCUUGAACAGAAAUCAAGGUCUUGAUGGCCUCUUCCGAGCAAACCUGAAGGGACAGCAGAUAGACAAAAGAGCCCAGAGUCUUGAAAGUCUCAUCUAUAUGAACACCCAGAUGGACAGAGAUGGCAAAGGAAAUCAAGCCUUUGGAAGUCUUAAGAAAAUCAAUCAAAGGACGGACAAAGAGAAAGGAGGUAGAGAUCUUGAUAAUGUUAUGAAGAUCAACUCCAAAGGACAUGAAAAUACCUCUGGAAAACAAGACAUCGAUGGAUUGAUUAAAGUGAAUUCUGAAGCAAAUAAAAAUAUGAAGAGGGGCCAGAGCCUUGAUAAUCUGAUCAAAGUCACCCCGGAAGUAAACAGGAGUAACCAGGGGGGUCAGGGUCUUGACAAUUUCAUUAAAGCUGUGCCCACAACCAACAGAGCUAACCACGGCUAUCAACAUAGUUUUGAUGAACUUAUUAAUACAAGCCCCAAAGCUGUCAAAACUACUUCUGGACAUCAAGAUCUUGAUAAGUUCAUCAAAGUAAAUCCCGAUGUUCUUGCAAACAACCAAAGAAACCAUGAUCUGGAUGGCAUCAUCAGGGGGAAUCCUACAGUGAUCAGACACGAUCAAAGCCAAGACUUGGACAAUCUUAUUAAAGUGAAGCCUUCUGCUCUCAGAAACACAAAUCGAGACCAGGGCCUAGAAAAUUUGGCUGAAGUAGAUUCUCACGCAUCUGAAAAUAAGAAUGGAAGGCUAGAUGGCCAAGUCAAUGGAUUCACCAACACUCUACUCAAGGAGUCCACGAGAACCUCUGUCUAUUCUUAUGAGGCCAGAAACAGCCUCAGCUCCAAUACUGGAACCAGGAAUGCUGGCCCUAAGGACACUGUUAUCUAUACAAGGACCUAUGUGGAGAAUAGUAAAUCACCAAAGGAUGGAUAUCAGGAAAAUAUCUCAGGAAAAUAUAUACAAACUGUUUACUCAACUUCAGAUAGGUCUGUCAUUGAAAGAGAUAUGUGCACUUACUGCCGCAAGCCCUUGGGGGUAGAGACUAAAAUGAUUUUAGAUGAACUACAAAUCUGCUGCCAUUCCACUUGCUUUAAGUGUGAAAUAUGCAAGAAGCCUUUGGAAAAUCUACAAGCAGGUGAUAGUAUCUGGAUUUAUAGACAGACCAUACAUUGUGAGCCUUGCUACUCUAAAGUGAUGGCAAAGUGGAUUCAGUAACACUGAUAUGUGGAAAUGAAGAAGAAAAGCCUUCGUUAAGGAAUUCAAAGCUACAUUUUAAGACUAUAUGCUCUAGAAAAGAUUUACAUUGAAGAUUAUCUCUUGUAUCAAAAUAACAAUUUUGUUAUUGCACAAAUAAUCUAAUUACUUUGAAUAAGGUCACAUAUAUGAAAAGAACCAUCUGGUAUCUGGCAAGAUUUAGUGAUAAACAUUCACACAGUUCUAGUUACCAAAGUCAAUGGCAGUGAGCACUGUCAGCCCUGAACAGGCCAUCCCUGUUCUAUAUUUGGCUGCCCAUCUUGAUUUUCAUUAUAACCAAGUUUCCCACCUUCUCACCUAUAUUCCCCUAAUAAUUUGUAUUAGAGCUUUGUUGACACACCCUGACAAAUAGGCAUAGGAGCAAGAUAAACUUCUUUAUUUCUGCAAAAGAAAAUGCACGUAGAAAUUUUGUUAUAAAGUUUUUCAGCAAGAUCAAUGUACAAGUUGUUUGGACCUUAGAAAAUCACUUAAAGUUUCCCGACUUCUGUGACAUUUUCUGUGGCACCACAGGCAUUAGACAAAAUGAUUUCCAAGGUCCCUUUUUGUUUUUCCAGUUUUCUGAUUCUAAAAGAAAUUUAAGUUUGCUGUUUAGAAAUAUGUUGGUAUAUUUGUUAACAGUAUUGGGACACAUAAAUAAUUUCACCUAACUGUCUUCCUUCAGUUUAUCACAGGCAUAUCUUUUAUAGACUAUUCUUAAAACUGAAAUUAAUAGCUUUAUGGGUGAUAGGUAAAAUCAUAUGAUGUAUAAUUUGUUAAACUUUCUUUGCAUGCAUUUCAAAAUCUGGGUGUACAAAUUAUCUGAGAAGUAAUAGCUAUGGAUUACAAACAUGUUAUAUGUGUUCAUGUUACAGUUUAUGUUUACAGAUGACUGACAACAAUAAAAUGAGUUUCCAUAAUGUC
Molecule: messenger RNA, 3015 nt
Organism: Peromyscus californicus insignis
Lineage: Eukaryota; Metazoa; Chordata; Mammalia; Rodentia; Cricetidae
Gene: Scel
Product: sciellin
Exons: 30
Coding region: 166-2076 (636 amino acids)
Biological process (GO): epidermis development
Cellular component (GO): cytoplasm
Source: RefSeq, a predicted model, not a curated record